AUCCGUUAGAUCCGCUAGAACCGCAACUUGAUUCGCUUUCUCCAUUCGGAGCCUUAAGUCUACUCCAAUAGUGGACAAAAGUGAACGCGCACACAGAAGCGUUUUUGACAAAGAACAAAAACGACGACGUUUUAGUCGAGCAUAAACCCACGAUGUCAAGGGUUUUAGUCGUUGACCAUUCGUCUUCCCCUUUCAGCCAUGCUUGGGUCGAGAGCUCUGUUCUGCGGAAGAAUCUGGAAUCAUUCUCUGUUUCCGAAACGUUCUGGAAACUUCCGAGCGAGUUUCUCGACGAAACGGGUCGGGACGCAUAAUGGAACAUUCCAUUGCGACGAAACCUUAGCUUGCUUCAUGCUUCGUCUCUCCUCCAGAUUCUCUGGUGCUCAGAUCGUCCGUACCAGAGAUCAUCAGGUAUUGGAGAAGCUUGAUGCGGCUCUUGAUGUUGGUGGUGUGUAUGAUCCUGAGAGUGAACGUUAUGACCAUCACCAGAAAGGCUUCACUGAAGUGUUUGGACAUGGGUUUAAUACUAAACUCAGUAGUGCAGGGCUUAUCUAUAAGCACUAUGGCUUGGAGAUAAUUGCUAAGGAGCUUCAGCUUGAUCAGAAGCAUCCUGAUGUGCAGCGAUUGUUUCUAGCUGUGUACAAAAACUUCAUUGAGGCAGUAGAUGCUAUUGACAACGGCAUCCAUCAAUACGACACUGACCAGCCUCCAAGAUAUGUAAACAACACAAGCCUGGCGCAUAGGAUUGGAAGGUUGAACUUAGACUGGAUUGAGCCUGAUCAGUCUAGUAGCAAAGAAGAUGAAGCCUUUCAUCGGGCAAUGGAACUUGCUGGCUCUGAGUUCUUACAGUGUGUUCAUUUUCACGGAAGAUCAUGGUUACCAGCUCGGUCAAUUGUUAUGGAGUGUCUUGCAGAACGUCAUGAUGUAGACUCCAGCAGAGAAAUCAUGAAGCUUAACAAACAAUGCCCAUGGAAACUCCAUAUAUUCGAGCUCGAGGAAGAAAUGAAGAUUGAUCCUCCCAUAAAAUAUGUCCUUUACCAGGAUGAUAGAAGCGAAAACUGGAGAAUCCAGGCGGUUUCGGUUUCACCGGACAAGUUUGAGAGCCGUAAAGCUUUGCCAAUUUCAUGGAGAGGUCUUGAAAAGGAGAAGCUCUCAGAGGAAAGUUCAAUUCCGGGAUGUGUGUUUGUGCAUAUGAGUGGUUUCAUUGGUGCAAAUCGGAGCUAUGAAGGUGCCUUGGCAAUGGCAAAAGCCUCUUUGAUUGCUUAGUUUCCAUGUAUAACCCAACCCAAAGAUGAGUUCUGGUUCUUUGGUUUUAACCGGUCUACAAACAUACGAUUAGGGCAUGUUUAUUGCAGGUCUUUUAGAUUGGGUCUCUUAGCGUAAUAUAAAAUACGGUAUCUUAGUUUUUAACUAAAAAAACUAAGAGACGUCUCUUAUAUCUCUUAUUUAAGAGACGUCUCUUAGAUUUUUUAGUUAAAACUAAGAGACUGUAUCUUAUAUUGCGCUAAGAGACCUAACAUAAGAGACCUACAAUAAACAUGCUCUUAGAAUCUCAGAGGUUGUUGCUCAAAAAAAAAAAAAAAGAAUCUCAGAGGUUGUAGCUAAAAUUAUAUUGGUUAUUAUAUUUUGAUUGAUUUAAAAA
Messenger RNA from Brassica napus (rape), 1639 nucleotides. Its product is annotated as MYG1 protein. Gene Ontology annotation, cellular component: nucleus; cytoplasm. The record is from RefSeq and is a predicted model, not a curated record. The transcript has 7 exons. Bases 199 to 1263 code for a protein of 354 amino acids. NCBI's taxonomy places the organism in Eukaryota, Viridiplantae, Streptophyta, Magnoliopsida, Brassicales, Brassicaceae.